Molecule: messenger RNA, 3646 nt
Organism: Tachysurus vachellii
Lineage: Eukaryota; Metazoa; Chordata; Actinopteri; Siluriformes; Bagridae
Gene: stk17b
Product: serine/threonine kinase 17b (apoptosis-inducing)
Exons: 8
Coding region: 403-1458 (351 amino acids)
Biological process (GO): intracellular signal transduction; positive regulation of apoptotic process; protein phosphorylation
Cellular component (GO): nucleus
Molecular function (GO): protein serine/threonine kinase activity; ATP binding
Source: RefSeq, a predicted model, not a curated record
CUGCACUUUUCAAAUCCGUGAGAACUGUUACGGAGGAAGUUCAUGGUUAUCUGAGUGGAUGAAAACAAACAAACACGUUUAAACGGUCCGUAUAAGUUAAUAGAGGAAAGUGCACCAGUGGAAGUCUUUAAGUUUGUGUAAUUACCACAGAGACCUGAUGGGAAAGUGACUAUAGGGUUGUUGUUUGUUUUUUUUUACCUCAGUGGACGCUGUUUCGAGCUUGUUUUAUAUUCAGGAAGUUUAUUUUUCCUGUAAAUUUUUUUUCUGUCCGAAAGAAGAGAUGCAAAAUGUUGUGUAUCGGCACUUGAACGAGGAAGAGACACCGUUAAAAGUCCCCGCACUCGACCUGAGAUAGUUCAGUUUGUGUUAGCAUUAGCUUCACUCUCGGCUGCAGGCAGGCUGAUGGCCCGGAGGCGGUUGGACGCUCGCGGCGGGCUGCUGGCGGACAUCCAGACCGCGAUACUGACUGAACCGCUGGACUCUGUGUUCCACAUCACCGGUGAACUCGGCAGGGGGAAGUUUGCAGUGGUGAAAAAGUGCGUGGAGAAUGCGACAGGAAAAGAGUUUGCGGCAAAGUUCGUGAGGAAGCGGCGGCGAGGCCGUGACUGCAGGGCCGAGGUGAUCCAUGAGCUGGCAGUGCUGGAGGCUUCCCGGUGCAACCCUCGCAUAAUCAACCUGCACGCAGCCUACGAGAACGAGCACGACAUCAUCCUGCUGCUAGAAUAUGCGGCAGGCGGUGAGAUAUUUGACCACUGCGUGUCUGACGAGCUGCUUUCUGAAAGUCAGAUUGUUCGAUUAAUCAGACAGAUUCUUGAAGGCAUCAAUCUUCUGCAUCAGAGCAACAUCGUCCACCUCGACUUGAAGCCUCAGAACAUCCUGCUUACCAGCCUGACUCCUCUGGGGGACAUAAAGAUUGUGGACUUUGGGCUGGCGCGUCGCCUCGGCUCCGUAGGAGAGCUGCGAGAGAUCGUGGGGACGCCCGAGUACGUAGCUCCAGAAAUCCUGAACUACGAGCCCAUCAUGACGGCCACAGACCUCUGGAGCGUCGGCGUGAUCACGUACAUGCUCAUCACGGGAGAGUCUCCAUUCGCUGGCGAGGACAAGCAGCAGACCUUCCUGAACGUCUCCCAGGUGAACGUGGACUACAGCAAAGAGGCGUUCUCUCGCGUGUCCGAGCUCGCCGUCCAUUUCAUCCGAAAACUGCUCGUCAAAGCACCAGAAGAUCGUCCGAGCGCUGCUGAGUGUCUGAGUCACCCGUGGCUGUGGCCGCAGUACCCAGGGGCCGAACUCUCUCUUCCUUCAGCAGCGCCACGGUUCCCCCGAGAGCGCAGCGGCGGUUCGAAGUGGGCGUCGGCUCCCGAGGACCCUGAGGACAAAGAGAACAUUCUGGAUUCACCGCAGUCCAAGAGGUUCCGCUUUGUGGACGACGCACACGUGGCGAGGGACAGCAGCAGCUGAACACAUGUCCAGAUUACAGCAGCAGCUGUUCCGUCCAGAUUACUUCUGGGACCACACCAAAGAUGAUCUGCUAAAGCUAGAGAAAAUUCCUGCUGCACCAUAACACGUAAUAUUGAUAUCACUGGCUUCUUUUUCAUUCAUCUCAAAUAUUUGUGCAGCUCUUUUUUCCUCUUGUAUGUGGUUUUAUUAUGUGUUUGUUUUAAUUUGUUCCAUUAUAUCUAUGUUUUUUGUUCUUGGAAUAUUUAUUUGACACCAAGUUUAAAUAAGAUGCGUUAUUUUAACGUAGGAUAAUUAGACCACAAGGCCAUCGGUUCCUCUAAACCAGCAAUGUUUUAAUAGUAGGGAUGUUGGGUUUUUUUUUAUUUUUGUGAUCACUUUUCUGGUGCUCCAAAUCACAAAAUGCUGGACUUCAGGGGAGACUAGAACAAGCUUAUUAUCAAUAAACAGGGCAUUGGAUUGUGGGGCUCAUUAGUAUUUAGUAAAUGUUAAAGAUUAAUUAUGAUAUUAUUCCUCUGUUGUAUGUGUGUUGCCCUGUUCCAGCACAUUGUUCAACUUAGUCACACACCGCACCCUGAAUUACUCAGAUUUGUGUUGGUUUGUUGUGCGUUUUUUUUUUUUUUUUUUUUUUGGGUAAUAUGCACUUCCCCUUAGUGACAGAUUUGGAAUUCUGCCAUAAAGUACUUAACCCAUUGACGUCUGUAAGCCUUGGUGAAAUAUGACGGGAAGGGAAAAACCUCUCUCUCUGUGUGUGUGUGUAUAUAUGUGUAUGUAUGUGUAUAUAUAUAUAUAUAUAUAUAUAUAUAUAUAUAUAUAUAUAUAUAUAUAUACACACACAUACUUACUAAAAAAAAUUAGUCUGAGUUUGUUGUAAACAAAGAUAUUUUUGUUGCUCUUGUAGAAAGUAGUUGCUUUUUUUUCCUGAGCAAAUGAAGGCAGGAAGGAAUCAGACAGCUGUAUGAACAGCUUGUGUUUAAUUUCCAGCAGGUUUUGUAAUCUAUGCACUCGUUUGGAUUAAAUCAGUCUCUUUUAACUUGUCAGACCAGAUUAUCUAGUAUUUUCUGCUGGGGAAAAAAAAAUUGUGUAGUCAUUCAGUGCCUUUUUUUUUCUCUCAGGGUUAGCUUCACAUUUUUUUUUUUUUUUUUUUUAAAUGUCUGUAUGGAUUUUUUUUUUUUGAUGAUUGGUCAGAUUAUUUGUUCACUAUGCACGAUGAUUCUUUACUCUAAACCGGAUCGAGUGUAACUUCUUAAUCAAAACCAUUGAUUUGAUUUAAUCGUCUCUCAGCAAAGAGUCUCGUGUUGGUCCUGAACAUGUGGGAUGUUGAUUUAUAUUUCUGACCUGUUGCUAGUUGCAGAUGAAGUGAUAUUAUGAUGUUAGACUGAGAGAUGGUGCUUGUUGUAGAGAAUUCUCAGACGAUGCCUGAGACGAAUUCGAGCUGGUGUUUGGUUGAUACAGUGUUAAUACUAACAGACAGUAUUGGCUGCUGUGAGGAACGUUAUAAGUGAAGUUUAAGUAAGUAAGAAUGUUAGAAGCAUCUCGUCUUAUUAUGCUGAUGUAAGAACUGGAAAUGUUGGUAUUUUUGGUCCUCGGAUGUUCUCGAUGUUAUGUUGCUUUUGUUGGUUUAAGGCGGUUGAAGGAAUGUGUUAUCGUGUUUGCUUUCAGGUUACGAAGGAGAUCUCGCCAACUCGCCCUCAAAAAAUAAACAGAAAACUUUAAGAUAACUGUAAACACAUCUGAUCUUGAGUUCUGAUCACGAAUCCUGGAGAUCCUAAACUUUUUAUAUACACUCAUCUGCCUGCACUACGAACCCAGUAGAGUUUCUCAUUAUCACACACCUCAGGGACGUCACGCGCCAAGCUGGCAGAGCUGCUAGAGCAUUUCUUCUAUUUAUUUUAUUAUUAUUAAUAUAUAUUUUUUUUAGAAAUGUACAUCUCACGUCACAGAUAGUUCUAGUGAUAUGAAUACUAAUCGGGAGUGUUGUAGUUAACCAGAAUAGAUUUAGGAAGCUCUUCGUAAAGACGCCGGUGUGUGUAAUCAGUCUUCAGGAUCAGUAGAAUUUUAACACAGCUACGCAGUGACGACGGAGCCGAGAACGGAUCUGCGGGAGAGAUUUUGGUUUGUGAUGUGAUGUUAAAGUGCCAUGACUGAACUGAAAUUCUGUGGGUUUCAAAUAAAAUUAAUCACAUCCCUU